AUGGCCAAAAUGGGAAUAUCAACUCUUCAAAGCUACAAAAGUGCUCAGAUAUUCGAAGCUGUGGGUCUUUCACAGUCGGUUAUCGAUAAAUGCUUUGUUGGGACGGCAUCUCGAAUAGGAGGGGCUAACUUUGAUGUUCUUGCCCAUGAAAUUAUCUUAAGACAUCAACUAGCCUACUCUAUAUCUCCGUCCAUCGGGCUGCAGUCUCAUCAGUCAGAAGAAAAGAUCGGGUUGCCUAUCGAAAAUCCGGGAUUCUACCAUUGGCGAUCUGGGGGAGAAAACCAUAUGAAUGACCCUGAUACUAUAGCGUAUCUUCAAGUAAGUGGUGACAUGAUUAUUUGUCAGACCUAG
Molecule: messenger RNA, 351 nt
Organism: Protopolystoma xenopodis
Lineage: Eukaryota; Metazoa; Platyhelminthes; Monogenea; Polystomatidea; Polystomatidae
Source: the annotation of a GenBank genome assembly